This is a messenger RNA of Branchiostoma floridae (Florida lancelet), 1948 nucleotides long. RefSeq lists its product as uncharacterized. Gene Ontology annotation, cellular component: basement membrane. The coding region runs from base 22 to 1875 and encodes 617 amino acids. The transcript is spliced from 11 exons. Lineage: Eukaryota; Metazoa; Chordata; Leptocardii; Amphioxiformes; Branchiostomatidae. Gene Ontology annotation, biological process: cell-matrix adhesion. The record is from RefSeq and is a predicted model, not a curated record.
AGAUCUAUUCUUAUUACAGAGAUGCGUGUUAUCUUUGGCCAGCCAACAGGCACAACUCCAGGAGAGGUCCCGUCCGGCGGAGGUAUCCUGCCUGGAGCUUUGUACAGGGUCAACUUCCCCGGGCCGCGGUCGCCUAACGACUAUGUGGAGCUGAGGAGCGACAGUCCCUUCAGUCCGGACUCCUUCACCAUCUCCUUCCACAUGAGAACACCAGCCAGAGAUACCGGCACCAUCUUCUCUUACGGCACACAACAACAGCCACGCGAGAUCGCUUUCAUUGGCCAAGCUGGUUCCCAAAGUUACACCUUCUUCGUGAAUGGAGAAAGAGCUACCGUCACCAUCCCGAAGGUUCUAGACGGCCAAUGGCACGUUGUUGCCAUCACGUGGAGGAACUCAGACGGACAGUGGAGGGUGAUGGUGGACGGACAGGAGAGAGCUUCCGGUUCCGGUCUGGCGCGAGGCCACAGGAUCCGUCCUGGCGGCACGUGGAUUUUAGGACAGGACCAGAACAUUGUCGGAGUACGACCAAGGUUUGAGCGUAAUAAUGAGUACUUAGGAGACAUUGCGGAGUUCCACGUGCACGACGAAGUGCUGUCUGAUGAUGACCUGCGGAGGCUGUACUCCCUGCAGUACCCCGGUGAUGCAGUCAACUGGAGACGGGUGGCAAUCACGCCAAGAGGCAGCGCCAGGAGAACAUCUCACCCAGUUUCGGUCCGCUUGACUGUUGACAGUAGGGGACGUCCUCGCGUCAUCGUGGAUGCUCCUUCCACUGUGCCCACAACAGGACAAGAAAAGACCAAAUGCCAGACAUUACUUGAGACGACCCAGACCGGGGGUGCUAGAGGCGCUUUUAUCCCGCAAUGUGAAGAAGACGGCUCCUUUAAAACGACCCAGUGUCAUGGGUCCUCCGGCUACUGUUACUGUGCACACCCGACUGACGGUACACGUUAUGAAGAGACGGGAAGGAGAUCGUGGGAGGGGGGCAUGGAACAUGACUGUGACACAUACUGGCAGACUAAGGGACAAGAAAAGACGAAGUGUCAGACGGAACUUGAGACGACCGAGGCCGGGGGUGCUAUAGGCGCUUUCACCCCUCAGUGUGAAGAAGACGGCUCCUACAAGACAACUCAGUGCCAUGGCUCCUCCGGCUACUGUUACUGCGCUCACCCGACUGACGGGACACGAUAUGAGGAGACGGGACGGAGGUCAUGGGAGGGGGGCAUGGAACAUGACUGUGACACUUACUGGCAAACAAAGGGACAAGAAAAGACAAAAUGUCAGACACAAGUAGAGACCACAGUACCUGCACCAGGCGCCUUCAUCCCACAAUGUGAGGAAGACGGUUCGUUUAAGACCACCCAGUGCCACGGCUCUACCGGCUACUGUUACUGCGCACACCCGACUGACGGUACACGGUAUGAGGAGACGGGCAGACCGACUGGCAGAGGACAGGGGACCAUGGACCAUGACUGUAACACUUACUGGCAGACAAGGGAACAAGAAAAGACAAAAUGCCAGACACUAGUAGAGACCACAGUACCUGCACCAGGUGCCUUCAUCCCACAAUGUGAAGAAGACGGGUCCUUCAAGACCACCCAGUGCCACGGCUCUACCGGCUACUGUUACUGCGCACACCCGACUGACGGUACACGAUAUGAUGAGACAGGCAGACCGACGGGCAGAGGACAGGGGACCAUGGACCAUGACUGUAACACUUACUGGAAGACAAGGGCAAUACCUGACAGAGGGCUAGUUGUCGGAGGUGUAGCGCCCGGAGGAGUUGCUCCCGGAGGAGUUGUCACCGGAGGUGUAACUCCAGGAGGAGUAACUCCUGGAGUAACAUCCCGGAGAAAGAAACUACCUGAACUUCCCUGAGCCUCGGUCUCCCGACAACUACGCUGAGCUGAGAAGCGACAGUCCCUUUAGUCCGGAUUCUUUCACCAUCUCC